CACACUCUCUCUCUCUCUCUCUCUCUCUCUCUCUCUCUCUCUCUCUCUCUCUCUCUCUCACACACACACACACACACACACACACACACACACACACCAACCCUGGUUGUUCACUACUCCCGUCCACCUCCACCUGCUGGUUGUCAUCCUCUGGCUGUCUCCUGCUUCAAUGGUUCCAAGGAACCAUUGAAGCAGGAGACAGGAAGAACUCGAAAGAUAUUUUUUCUUACAGAGUUAUUUAACAAGUUUGUAAAAGCUGAGACCCCACUAUGCAGCCUUAUGGAGGAUGUGAAGAGAUUUUUCUUACUGAAGUAUUUUAACAAGUUUGUAAGAUCUGAGGCCUCACUAUGCAGCCUUAGACUAAGGCUUUACUGUAUUAGGUGAUGGAUGCUGUGACGCUCUCUGGAUCACCGGAGGUUCCCCCAGUUGAUCCGACGAAAUGCAUCGUUUGUCAGACAACUUCAGGCGAGAAGGUGUUGAACAACUCCAACGGCCGCAAGCGGAUACGAGAAGCAAGUGAAGUUAGGAAUGAUGAUGUUUCAAAGAGACUUAAGCAAAUCGCGGACGAUAGUUUUGUGUACCAUAUGAAUAAUGAUUGUUAUAAAUCAUAUACUAUGGCCUCCACACUGAAGUCAAUUUUAAAGAGAAAGAGUUUGACAAAUACCCAGGGACCCUCCACGUUAAAUGACAAUGGUGUAUCAGUUGAAAAGCUUCCUCGUUACCAGGCGGCCCGCAAUCCUCCAAAGACGGCAACCACUCUUCGAGAUGUCAACUGCAUAAUAUGUGACAAAAAAUCGUAUAAGAAGAAUUACAGCAAGUAUCGAAUUUGUGAAUCAAACCGUGCUUCAUCAUUCCUAUCCGCGACAGCCUUCUUCCAAGAUGAUGUCUUUGUUAGGACCUGUGACCUGCAAGAUCCCUCUGCUGUGUUUGGGGCCAAUCUUUAUUAUCACAAGGACUGCAUGACGACAUACUUGUACAAAUACGACACACGUGACAGAGCCCCAAAACCAGAAGUGUCUCGGAAACGGCUUGCAUGGAAUGAGAUUGCUGAUGAAUUAGAGCAAGGUAUAAAAGACGGUAAAGGGUACGAACUGAGUGUUAUCAGAGACAAACUGAACAAAAUUGAUGAAAAAUGUAACUUCCGCAAUAGGGAUGUGAAAGUUUUCUUGAUGGACCAGUUUGGUAAUGCAAUAGAUUUCACAUACCCAAGUGCCAGAAACAAAUCCAUAAUGGUGUUCAGUGUUCCCAACAGUGUAUAG
Portunus trituberculatus (swimming crab) is the source of this 1259-nucleotide messenger RNA. RefSeq lists its product as uncharacterized. The record is from RefSeq and is a predicted model, not a curated record. NCBI's taxonomy places the organism in Eukaryota, Metazoa, Arthropoda, Malacostraca, Decapoda, Portunidae. The transcript has 2 exons. Bases 384 to 1259 code for a protein of 291 amino acids.